Molecule: messenger RNA, 315 nt
Organism: Peronospora belbahrii
Lineage: Eukaryota; Oomycota; Peronosporomycetes; Peronosporales; Peronosporaceae
Source: the annotation of a GenBank genome assembly
AUGACGGAGCUUAAGGAUCAAGUGGAGGCAGAGAUGACUCGAUACCGAGCGCUCCAGGAUGAAGUGCAAGUGCUAGCAACGCAGCGACAGAAAUACGCACAACAGUCCAAUGAGAAUGAAAUGGACGUCAAUGAGGCCAAAAGUAACGUUAACAAACGUCUUGAGUUUAUUACGAACGAGUUGGACAAAGUAAACACGAAGAUUGAAGCCAAGGAGAAAGAGGCCGUUGGUAUUCGUACGAAUAUCUCAAAUAUGCAGAUGGAGAUGCAAAAACGUGCUGUAGAAGCUGCCAAGGGCGCCGUUGCGGCUCACUAG